AUGGAAGGUGGAGUACCGCAGCUGUUCGAUGUCCUAUUCAAUUUCCUUGCUCGUAAGACCGAUUUCUAUACAGGCGCUGGUAUCGAUAGUGCUAAACAGCUUGUGUUGCUAGCAUUUGAUAAGCACAGUGCUGAUGCUAAAAAGAAAGCUGAAGAAGCGCGAAAGAAGAGGGAGGAAGAACAGAAACGUUUAGAGAAACGACGUGCUGCACAAAAAGCUCGUGAGGAAGCUGAAUUGAAUGAACCAAGAAUAAAAGAAUUGACCGAUGAAGAGGCACAAAAAUUGGAGAACGAAAAGAAGAAAUUAGAAGAGAAGGAAUCUGGUGAUAAACCGAAGGAUGAGAAGAAGGAUAAUGAUGAGGAAGAGGAUGAAGAAGAUAAGGGUAAACUGAAACCAAAUGCUGGAAACGGUUGCGAUUUGGAGCAUUAUCAGUGGACUCAAACUCUCAGUGAAGUCGAGGUGCGUGUACCGUUUCGUUUGGGAUUUGCACUGAAAGCCAGAGAUUGUAUCGUUGAUAUUGGUAAACAGUCAAUCAAAGUCGGUGUAAAAGGGCAUGAACCGGUGUUGAAUGGUACAUUAAGAUCUGAGAUCAGAACUGAAAGUGCUACUUGGAUUCUGGAGGAUAAAAAAACUGUUGUAAUCAACUUCGAAAAGAUGAAUGGAAUGGAAUGGUGGAAUAAACUGGUACAGACUGAUCCAGAGAUAAACACAAAAAAAGUUCAGCCUGAGAACUCAAAACUUUCCGACCUGGAUGGUGAGACUAGACAAAUGGUUGAAAAGAUGAUGUACGACCAACGUCAAAAAGAAUUGGGUUUGCCCACUUCUGAGGAGAAGAAGAAACAGGAUGUCUUGAAGAAGUUUAUGGAACAACAUCCUGAAAUGGAUUUUUCACAAGCGAAAUUCUCGUGA
Messenger RNA from Anisakis simplex (herring worm), 909 nucleotides. NCBI's taxonomy places the organism in Eukaryota, Metazoa, Nematoda, Chromadorea, Rhabditida, Anisakidae. The record is from the annotation of a GenBank genome assembly.